GUCAUAUAACAUUAUUAAUUGUGUUGUAUAUAAAUAUUUUUUCUUAGAUAGUUUUUUCUUUUUCUUUCCCUUCCUUUCCAACCUCAACAGUAAUCAUAUUCUCGUUACGGAGUAUCGUUGAGGAAUCUGAGGAGUUGUUGUUGUUGUUGUGCUUGUGGAAAAAGUGGCAGUUAUUAUAGGCCUCUCUCUAAACCCAAAAAAAUAUAUAUAUACGAAGUUAAAAGAAGAAGAACAACAACAACAACAAACGGAAUCGCAAGUGCACGAGUGUUUGUGAUUUCAUUGAUGUGAUCUUCAAAAAAACAAAUUGGCUCUUUCUGCUUUUAAUUACCAAAAUCUCUGCCUCUUUUUUUUUUUUUUUCUUUCUUCUCUCUCUAUAUUUGGGUUGUGGAGAGAGAGAGAGAUCAUUUGGUUUUGUUCUUCUGCUGGGUUUUCAUUCUUAUUCUUUUCUAUCUUUGCCUUUCCUUUGGGGGGUUUUUGCCACUUUUGCUUUGCUUCUUUUGUGUGUGUUUGAUAUUUUUCAUGUCUCAACAAAGGCAAUUUCAGAUGGUGGGUGGUAACAACAACAAUCCGGGGCAGUACAAUGACACAACCUUAACCAAAAUCUUUGUUGGUGGGUUGGCUUGGGAGACUCAAAGGGAUACAAUGAGAAGGUAUUUUGAGCAGUUUGGUGAGAUCUUGGAGGCUGUUGUUAUCACGGAUAAAAACACUGGGAGAUCCAAGGGUUACGGUUUUGUUACAUUUAAGGAUCCAGAGGCAGCCAUGAGAGCAUGUCAAAACCCAUCUCCCGUGAUUGAUGGAAGGAGAGCAAACUGCAAUCUUGCAUCUCUUGGUGCCCAGAAGACUCGUCCACCAACUCCUCAACAUGGUUCAGGAAGGUUUAGACCGGCAACUGGCUUGGUAGCUUCACCUGCUUAUCAUGGAUCCUCAUCUGCAUAUUACCAUCAACCAACUGGUCAAUACACAUUUCCUUAUUCAGCUUAUGGGUACACUGGAUAUUCCCAAGAUGCUAUGUAUCCUAUGAACUAUUACAGUGUUUAUGGGGGUCAACAAUUCUCUCCUUAUUAUGCCACCUCUGGGGCAGCAGGACCACCUGGGAUGUACCACAAUUUUUACCCAUUCUAUGCACAAUACGCACAAAGUAGCCAGGCUCAGGGUUUUGGAGUUCAAUAUCCCCAAAUGGUACAGUACCCAUAUUUGCCUCAGAACUAUGGCUCUACUGGGAUACUUUCUCUUCCUUCUUCAAUGCCAACAACUAAUAGCACAGGUGCAACAUCAACAGCAGGGGUGAGUGGAACAGCUGCAGGUGCUACACAAGCCUCUGGGACAGCUUCUGAACAGAAUUCAUCAACUUAAAAUUCCAUUGGAGGAAAAAAAAAACAAUGUCUUCUUACAAGACUAACAACAUGGAUAAAAUGGUGAAAAGGGUCACAAGCAAAAGGAGAAAAAAGUGAAUAAGGAAAGAAUAUUAAGUUACUGAUAUGAUUCAAAAGGAUGUCUGAUCAGCUAGAAUAACAAGGGAAAGGAAUCCAAGAAUUCAGCAUGGGGAUCCAUUCAUACAUGGAACAGGCAUAUAGAGCUAUGUUAAAGCUUGUUCCACUAACCAUCUUUGCUUCGUUUUUCAAUUCAUGCCCCAAUAUUACCAUCUUCAUCAUCAUAUACAUGUUUGGUCUAGAACUGUAGGGAGUCUUUUUUUUUUUUAAUUUUUAAGUAGUUGUUAGGAUUAGGACAACCAUAUUCAUUUGUGUAUUGGCAUAAGGUAGAAACUAAAUAUUGGCUUUGGAUUCUUCCUUAUAGACUAAUUGCUAGAUGGUAAUGUCUCGGACGCAGAGAGCAUCCAAUGACAUUAACUUGUUUAUACUGGCAGUAAUGGGUUCAAAAGAUUGAUUUUGUAUCUUUGAACCCCGAUUGGUUGGUCAAGAAGAAAAGGUGAGCUCGGAUAGCUCAGCCAUUUAACUUGUAAUUUUUUUGUUUAUUCAUUUUUCAUUAUUGGUACUUUUUAAGAUAGGAUUAGUUGGGAAAAAGAAGAUUGUGUCUCUCUUGGUUUCUUUUUCUUACAGACAAUCAUCUUCUUUUAUCUUUCA
Molecule: messenger RNA, 2084 nt
Organism: Quercus robur (English oak)
Lineage: Eukaryota; Viridiplantae; Streptophyta; Magnoliopsida; Fagales; Fagaceae
Exons: 6
Coding region: 523-1356 (277 amino acids)
Molecular function (GO): RNA binding
Source: RefSeq, a predicted model, not a curated record